AUGGCAACGAUCCAGGAAGUGCUCGACCAGGUCGCUGCGCUGCCCACCGCGCCCAAGCCCUACGUCAACCCCUAUGCAGGCCACCGCGCCCUCGCCGAGCACGAGCAGGAACUCCUCGGCGAAUACGCUCGUCUUGCAGACACCAUCCGACGUGUCGCAGCGCUUUCGACCAUUCUCUCGUCCUCCGCUGCUCACGCCGACCUGCUCACGCAGAUGCGCGUGCUUGAGCGCAAGAUGGGGCUCGUCCUUACGCUUUACAAGGCAUCCGUCUGGGCGACCGUGCAGGAACAGGCAGAGAUGGCAGAGGCAGAGGCCAUGGCCGCCGCAGGCGCAGACGCGUACGGCCUCGACAUGCACCCCGACGCCUACAAUGGCGACGGCGCCAAUCCCUACUAUUACAACGCCGGCGCAGCGCCCGAAGAGUCGGCAGACGGGGACGACACCGUCGUCAUGCGCCAGCCAGAGUACUACUGA
This is a messenger RNA of Moesziomyces antarcticus, 474 nucleotides long. RefSeq lists its product as uncharacterized. The record is from RefSeq and is a predicted model, not a curated record. NCBI's taxonomy places the organism in Eukaryota, Fungi, Basidiomycota, Ustilaginomycetes, Ustilaginales, Ustilaginaceae. Gene Ontology annotation, cellular component: mitotic spindle; DASH complex. The transcript is spliced from 2 exons. Gene Ontology annotation, biological process: attachment of spindle microtubules to kinetochore. Bases 1 to 474 code for a protein of 157 amino acids.